Colletotrichum paranaense is the source of this 849-nucleotide messenger RNA. RefSeq lists its product as uncharacterized. Lineage: Eukaryota; Fungi; Ascomycota; Sordariomycetes; Glomerellales; Glomerellaceae. Gene Ontology annotation, molecular function: protein binding. The transcript has a single exon. The record is from RefSeq and is a predicted model, not a curated record. The coding region runs from base 1 to 849 and encodes 282 amino acids.
AUGUCCGAGUCUGACGCUGCUGUCGGGGCUUCGGGGCACGAACUUCGCAAGGCAGCUCGUCCGACCAUCGAUGAGUUUGACGGCGGUCCACAGCCCAGCGAACCAAAUGAUGACCAAACUUCAGACUCCAAGAGCAACCCAGUGAGUUCGACUGACCAACAACAAUCAUACCUGAGGCAACAUCUUUUGGAAAUGGCUCGCACCGAAUCCGUAGGCAAUCUCGAAACGCUCCGCAAGUUGAUCAAAAAGUAUAACUUGGAGGUCAACGUCAAAGAUGAAGACUCAGGCAUGACGCCUCUUCACAUUGCGGCUAAAGGUGGCCUUGUCGGUGCUGUUGAAGAGCUGCUCAGGGCAGGUGCCGAGCUUGGAACUCAGGAUCACGCGUGCCGUACGCCUUUGAUGACAGCCACUGAGUAUCGGCAAGAAGACGUUAUGGAAAGACUUCUCUCGCCUCGACCUGAGAGUGCCGAUCUCAAGUCGCAACUAGAAACACGCAACAAACUGGGAGUGACUCCACUCUUAUCAGCAACUAUAGAUGGCUUCCCAGAAGGUGUGAAGCUGUUGAUCAAUGCUGGUGCAGACUGCAAUGCCCAAACUCAUCCAUUCAAUGCAACACCUCUGAUAGUGGCUGGCAGUUUGGGCUACCAAGCCAUAGCAGUGAUGCUUCUCGACACCAGGAAUUCCGAGCGCUGUGCAGAUCUCAAUCUUCAAGAUGACGACGGGGAUACUGCUCUAACUUCUGCGGUCAUUGGAGGGCACUAUGAGAUUGCCAAGUCGUUACUGGACGCAAAUGCCGACUUUACCAUCAAGAAUCAUCAAAAAAAAGAACUCUUUGCAUUUAGCAAGUGA